AUGAGUACCUGGAAUCCACCCAGACUCCUGGACCAAGCAGUGAUGAGCCUGCUGAGGGAUGAGGCCUUGGCCAUUUCUGCUCUGGAGUAUCUGCCCAUCGAGCUCUUCCCCCAGCUCUUCAUGGAAUCCUUCUAUUGGAGUUGCAGAGAGACACUGAAGGCCAUGGUGCAAGCUUGGCCCUUUGUCCGCCUGCCUCUGGGGGGACUGAUGGAGAUGCCUCACCUGGGAACCUUACAAGCAGUGCUGGAUGGACUUGAUGUCCUGCUUUCCCAGAAGGAUCAACCCAGGAGGUGCAAACUGCAAGUGCUGGAUUUAAGAAAUACGGGCCAGGACUUCUGGAGAAUGUGGUCUGGAUCCAGUGUCCAGGUGUCCUCAAGCUCAUUAGAAGAACCAGUGGCUAAGAAGAGGCCAAGAACACAUCGGACUUUGGCUCCCUUGGAGGUGUUCAUAGAACUUCACAUCAAUGGAAGGAUCAUGGAUGGAUUCCUCGCCUACCUCAUGAGGUGGGUAGAGGAGAGGAAAGCUUCCAUACACCUGUGCUGUAAGAAACUAAAGAUAGAGUCAAUGCCCAGAGACAAUAUUAUGAAGAUCCUGAGUAUGGUGCAGCUGGAUUGUGUUGAGGAGGUGCGAGUAAAUUGUACCUGGCGGCUGUCCAGCCUGGCUGUGUUUGCUCCUCUCCUGGGCCAGAUGAGCAAUGUGCAGAGACUCCUUCUCUCUCACACGGACGUGUUUGCACUUGAAGAUCAGGAGGAGCAGCAUGUUGUCCAAAUUACUUCUCAGUUCCUCAGGCUGCACUGCCUCCAGGAUCUCUUUCUGGUAUCUCCCUUCUUCCUGGAAGGAUGCCUGGACCAGAUGCUCAGGUGCCUGACAAACCCCUUGGACACCCUUGGAAUAACUCACUGCCUCCUUACGAAUUCAGACUUGACCCAUCUUUCCCAGUGUCCGAAUAUCAGUCAGCUAAAGGGCCUGAAUCUGAGUGGUGUCACUCUGACCUACUCUAGUCCUGAGCUCCUUCCAGGUCUGCUGGAGAAAGUUGCAGCCACCCUCCAGGAACUGUACUUAGAUCAGUGUGGGAUCAUGGAUUCGCAACUCGAGGCCAUCCUUCCUGCCCUGAGCCACUGCUUCCAGCUUAAUUUCUUCAGCAUACGUGGAAACUUCCUCUCCAUGGCCGUCAUGGAUAAGAUGCUUAGACACACCUCGGCGCUGCCCAGUUUAUGUCAAGAACUGUACCCUGUCCCUCAGGAGAGUUUCAGCUCUCUGGGAAUCCUCCAGCUGGGGAGACUUGCUCAGUGUCGAGCUGAACUGCUCGAGAUUCUGAAGGACUUGGGACAUCCCAGGACCAUCUGGAUUAGUUCCAGCCCCUGUCCUCACUGUGGAGAGGACACAUUCAAUCAUCCUGAGCCCAUCACAUAUGGCAGUAACACCUCUGCCUAG
This is a messenger RNA of Budorcas taxicolor (takin), 1434 nucleotides long. Its product is annotated as PRAME family member 27-like. Gene Ontology annotation, cellular component: cytoplasm. The record is from RefSeq and is a predicted model, not a curated record. The transcript is spliced from 3 exons. Gene Ontology annotation, biological process: negative regulation of cell differentiation; negative regulation of apoptotic process; positive regulation of cell population proliferation. Lineage: Eukaryota; Metazoa; Chordata; Mammalia; Artiodactyla; Bovidae. Bases 1 to 1434 code for a protein of 477 amino acids.